Molecule: messenger RNA, 1386 nt
Organism: Eremothecium gossypii ATCC 10895
Lineage: Eukaryota; Fungi; Ascomycota; Saccharomycetes; Saccharomycetales; Saccharomycetaceae
Gene: DGA1
Product: diacylglycerol O-acyltransferase
Exons: 1
Coding region: 1-1386 (461 amino acids)
Biological process (GO): triglyceride biosynthetic process
Cellular component (GO): endoplasmic reticulum membrane
Molecular function (GO): diacylglycerol O-acyltransferase activity
Source: RefSeq, marked provisional
AUGCAGGACAGCAUGGAUGACAGCUUGAGGGAGGCUGAGGGCAGACAGGACGACUCGGAGGUCAGCAGCGGGACGACACUCGGAAGCAGCACCCCGGAGGACAGCGGGGUGACGGCGAAGCUGCGCAAGAAGUACCAGAUGGCGUCGGCACUGCUGCGGCGGGAGCUGGAGGAGCUGAGCGUGUACGACGCGAAGACGGCGGGGGUAAGCGGCCGCAGCAGCGGCAGCGGCAGCGGCGGGCUGGCGCUGCUGGGCGGGCGAUUCCACGUGGCGCCGCUGCGGAUCCCCGCGCGGCGGCGGCUGCAGACGCUGGUGGUGGCGUGGCACACGAGCUCGUUCAUCUACAUGACGGUGCUGGUGCUGUUUCUGGCGGCGAACCCGCUGAUGUGGUGGUUCAUGGUGCCGUAUAUGGUGUACUACGUGUGGAACCGGUCGCCGGCGAACGGCGGAGUGGUGCGGCGGUACUCGCCGCGGCUGCGGUCGCUGGCGCUGUGGCGGUACUACUGCGAGUACUACCCGAUCUCACUGCACAAGAGCGAGGACCUGGCGCCGACGUUCGUGCCGGACCCGCGGGGGGCGGAGCCGCGCGAGUGGAAGCUGCGGCUGUGGCUGUGGCCGACGCGCGUGGAGCUGCUGAACUUGACGCUCCAGUGGACGCGCGCGCGGCCGCAGGUUGCGACAGGGCCGCGCUACAUCUUCGGGUACCACCCGCACGGCGUGGGCGCACUGGGCGCCUUCGGCGCGAUCGCGACCGAGGGCUGCAACUGGAGCAAGGUCUUCGCGGGCAUCCCGGCCUGCCUGUGCACGCUGGUGAACCAGUUCCAGAUCCCCAUCUACCGCGACUACCUGCUGGGCCUCGGGUGCACCUCCGUGGCCCGCAAGAACGUGCUCAAGGUGCUCGAGCAGAACUACUCGGUCUGCAUCGUCGUGGGCGGCGCCCAGGAAGCCCUGCUCAGCCGUGUGGGCUCCACCGAGCUCGUGCUGAACAAGCGCAAGGGCUUCAUCAAGCUCGCGCUGGAGACGGGCAACGUCAACCUGGUGCCUAUCUACGCCUUCGGCGAGACAGACUGCUUCAACGUGCUCGACACGGGCAACGAGAGCUACCUACGCAAGUUCCAGCUGUGGAUCAAGAAGACCUACGGCUUCACCAUCCCGUUCUUUUUUGCGCGCGGUGUCUUCAACUAUGACUUCGGCUUCCUGCCCUUCAGGAAUCCGAUCAACGUCGUCGUGGGCAAGCCUGUGUACGUAGACAAGCGCAGAACGAACCCCACCAUGGAGGAAAUCGACCACUACCACGACCUGUACGUGCAGGAGCUGCGCAAUGUGUUCGACAAGAACAAACACAAGUUCGGCUACGCCGGGAAGGAACUUAAAAUAGUAGAGUAG